UGUUCCUUAGCUGGGCCUCGACCGAGUCAUUGUGUCUGCCCACUCCGGUUGGACUUGAGUACCGCAUCAUGGUCAAGAGUAUCAAGCAGUUAAUUAAUAAUCACCUCGAAUCAGUGUUGGGCCUUUUAUGCACUCCUUGCUAUAUCCCCUCCCUAGUUGUGAGUUAUCAACAGCAGCCAUGGUUCUCUUCGUUGGCGUUACUUGUUCACCGGAUACCCUAUUAUUGCCUGCACAGACUAGAAUUCUUCUAUACGCAUGAUGAUUUCGGCGAGAACGGAUAGAGCUAGCUCUCCAAACGCCGGCUCAGCCAGCAACCGACAUGGCGAUACCGAGCCUAAACAACAAGGCUCACAAGGCACCUCACAAGGUAGCUCACAAGGCAGUAGCUCGAACAGGCCUAUCCUGUCGCCGCCUCCGGUUCCAAGGACCCCGAGAAUUCGGCCCAAUAAUAUGAGGAUGAGACUGCGAAGCGAUUCAGGCAUGUCAUUGCACACGAAUCAAGCUGCCUUUCAUCAGUAUACCGACUACAACCCAGAUGGAACGGCGGCGCGUCGUCCCUAUCGCAGAAGAGGCUCAAGCUUUGACGGCAACACCAGUCUGAACACUCUCACUGCAGGCCCUCAAACCAGUACAGAGCUCACAGACCCCAUCUCACUCGGCGGUUCGCUGCCAGACUUCUUUGCCCCUACCGUGAUAAGAUUGGUGUUUUCCAACCCACCAAUCGCCAAGAAGUUUCGCACCUUUGCCAAACGCAAACAUGAAGAUGCAGGCUUCAGGUUCCUGCUCAAGGUGGAUGAGUAUUCCCGUGCCCUCGGGGACAUGACCUCUUUGAUGAGCCACAUAUGGACAAAUUUCACGAGCCCGACGGCAAAGUCGCCACUAGAACUUGAUCCAGAGCUGUUACAGAUGCUCAGGGUAAGCAUGAAGGACUGCGCAAGAUCGUCGUUACCCCCCUUGGAACAGCUGUAUCAUGAGGCGAAACUCGCCGUCGAAGAGCAACUUGCGACGAAGCUUUACCCGGAGUUUGUCAAGUACCAGCUUUCUCGGUGUAUGAGAGAUGCUCUCGCGGCGAGUCUCUCUCCUACAGGCGAUCCUCAAUUUCCAUAUCCAGGCCUAGGAAGCGCCUUCUGCAUCACCGAUCUGCUGCAGCCCAACAAUCCCAUCGUCUAUGUAUCUGAUGGACUGCUUGCCACAACUGGAUUCGGCCGACAGGAAGUUUUGAACAAGAACGGCAGGUUAUUUCAAGGCGCUGCCACUUCUAGGGGAGCUAUACGCCGGCUCAGCGAAGCCGUGUCCGAAAGACGGGAAGCCAGCGAGCUCAUUGCCAACCACAAGGCUGACGGGACUCCGUGGUGGAAUCUUUUGCUUAUCUGUCCGCUGCCGGAGAACGAAAGGGUGCGUUACUUUUUUGGCGCCCAGGUCAAUGUGUCAGGCGGCAUGGGGCUGGGCUACAGGGAGAUAUUACGUGUCUUAGAUUAUCAUUCACCGGCAGAAGACCCCACCGUGACGGGCCAGGCUGGACAUUCUCGAGACACGAUGUUGCCGAGGGCUCUCACAAAUCACCAACCGUCGGAGCGAGGGUCCAUCUCCUCCGGACGAACAUCCCGUCGACAUCGCCUCUUCCGAUAUUUCACCCGGAAAUCCGCCGAUUCCACGGCGACAUCAGAGCCGUCCUCACGCCCCACAACAGCAUCAAACCCAGCUUUCGACGAUACAGCAUCAUCAUCCUCGCUAUCACGGCCAGUAUCUCCAACUAGCAGCUCCCCUCCCCUAUCCCCGCGGGACACCGGUGCAGCAGAUGACCCCAUCACUACCCCGUACACUCACUUCAUAGUGCUCCGUUGUGCCACCAAUUCCAAUCAACGCCUCAAACUACUAGUUUUAUUCUGUUCCUCCGCGGCCCAGUCACUACUUCUCAACACCUACCAGAGAACCGGCGACGUCGAUGUCACCAACCGCGACAUUUUCUCGGUUCUCCACAGCGCUGCUUCACUCAAGACGAGGGUGCUUGACAAGAUUGCCGCCGGCGAGCAGGUAUCCGCCGAGUUGGCUGUGACAACACAAAAAACCGGCCCCUCCCAAGAUAACCAGCAGCAGCAGCAGCAGGAGCAACGACAGCCGGUGACGACUACAACGAUGACAACCACGAUAAACAAGAAGCCGAGCGCAACAAGCAGGCCGCAGUUAAGACGAACUAGGACGGCUACCGGCUUGUUUGGGACGGCAAGGUCGAGGGCCGGGUCGCCGUCGCCGAUGCCAACGCCUCUGCCUCCGCCCCAAGGGAAUGUAGGUGGUGAGGCCGCCACCGUUCCAAGGCGCAGUGAGGCGUGGGAUAGGGGGGCGGAAAGGAUGGGGCGUGUCUGGGACGGUAGGGGUAGAGGGAGAGGGGAGACUACCGGUGCGGCUGCGGGAACCACAGGCCCGGAUGCAGGCGCGGGCAGGAUGGUUAGUCACUGGGUGCCGCUGAAGGAUGGGGAGGGGAGGGUGGGGAUGGUGGUUCUUGUUUUGGUGCCCCCUAAACUCCCGGGAUAGGGAGAGCUGUAUUCGUAAAGGCUGAGAGGAUGUGUUGUUUGCU
This is a messenger RNA of Canariomyces notabilis, 2575 nucleotides long. RefSeq lists its product as uncharacterized. The transcript has 2 exons. The coding region runs from base 256 to 2532 and encodes 758 amino acids. Gene Ontology annotation, cellular component: nucleus. The record is from RefSeq and is a predicted model, not a curated record. Lineage: Eukaryota; Fungi; Ascomycota; Sordariomycetes; Sordariales; Chaetomiaceae.